This is a messenger RNA of Brassica napus (rape), 1243 nucleotides long. RefSeq lists its product as uncharacterized. The record is from RefSeq and is a predicted model, not a curated record. The transcript has a single exon. Bases 892 to 1092 code for a protein of 66 amino acids. NCBI's taxonomy places the organism in Eukaryota, Viridiplantae, Streptophyta, Magnoliopsida, Brassicales, Brassicaceae.
ACUUAAGAUAUGGUUCCAUGUCGUUUAAAACCUUUUUGUUCGAAAAAAUAAAACCCCUUUAAAUAAGUAUGUCUUCAAAUACAGACAAAUUAUCCAAGAUUUUUAUUAUCAGUCAGUGUCUAUAUCUUCAUUAAAUGAAAUAUAAACAACCUACCAUAGCAUUUAUUUUGGUGUCAAAUAAUUUAUUUAUUUAUAUUGUCGUUACAUUAAAGCGAAGUAGCUAUUAAAUGACAUAGGAAUCAAGAUAAAGAUCAAGCGGAUAAACAUCAUCCGGUUUUGGAGUGGGUUCCGACUUCCGCCUAAUAAAGAUGUGGACAGAUGCAUGCAUAUCCAAUACAAUGUGCGUUUUCUGUUUUCCUAAACACUUGUAUGUUUUUUAUUAUUCAAACUACACGAAAUUUUCUUAUAGUUAAAUGUCAUUUUAUUUGCAGCGUUUAGUAGAAAAAUAAUAAUUAAAAAACAAUGGUGUCUCCAUUUCAUGGGUUAUUAUUAAUAAAAGUUUCUUAUAAUAUAAAUUAGUAACAGCAUAUAAAUACUUUUAGUAGAAAAUGACAAAUUUGGAUUCUUUACCAAGAAAAAGAUUGUGAGUUAAUUUAGUGAUAAUUGUUUAAUUUUUUUUCCGACAGUGAAAUAUUAAUCAAUAAUUAUAAGACAAAAGAAUUCACAUUUGAUUAGUCAAACAUUGGAAUCUAAAUUUAGUGAUAUUAUUAAAAAUGAUAUAAUUUAAUAAAGUAGAAAACUAAGCGCGGAUAUGGUAGAAGACACAUCACCCCUAGUUUUGACUUCACUUCUCCGAGACUCCAACUAUAUAUAAGUAAAGACAAUUGUUUAGGAGAAACACACAGAAAACGAGAAAGAACGAGAAGAUUCGAUUUAGAAAAAGUAAUAAGAAUGUUGCUGGUGACGGUAUUGGCCGAGAUGUUGAAGGACUACACGGUGGUACUCGCCGGAGCUUUGGAGUACCUCUUCUCUCAGGCACCUUUUCCGAGGAGAAUUCGACUUCAUAUUUUAUAUUCUCUUCCUUUCCAUCGCUCUUCCUCUCACCCUCUUCUCCUUCCUUCUCCUCCUCUUCCUUACACUCCUACUUUGUAACCCAGAAUCUUGAUGUGUUCUUUCUUUCUUUGACUUUAUGAUUUUUCUUUGAGUUGAGUUGUGUAAUCCAGAGCCUUCGUUGUAAAUAAGAUCUUUCCAAUUAAUGCAUCCUUUUGUUGAAAACACACAAAAGAAACAAGUUACAGAGCUU